Cucurbita pepo subsp. pepo (vegetable marrow) is the source of this 1136-nucleotide messenger RNA. Its product is annotated as S-adenosyl-L-methionine-dependent methyltransferases superfamily protein. Lineage: Eukaryota; Viridiplantae; Streptophyta; Magnoliopsida; Cucurbitales; Cucurbitaceae. The record is from RefSeq and is a predicted model, not a curated record. Gene Ontology annotation, molecular function: S-adenosylmethionine-dependent methyltransferase activity.
UCGUAUCUGUUUCCCCGUUGCAUUUUUUGUUGCCAAUUUUGUACAGUGACGUGUUAGCUUAAAUUUGGGGGAAAAAAUGGCCAAUCGGAUUGGCCUCAACUUCCACCGGCGGCUUUCGAUUCCGAUAGGCGCUCCUUCCACCGUAUUGUCCGCGAACAAGGCCGCGAAUAGCCUCAAACGGUGGAGUGUCGGAGGAAAACCACGGCGGCGUUUGGUUUUAGGCCUCGGAAUUUCGUUCUGGUCUCAGUUCAUGAAUAUGUCCGGUUCACUGGUUGGCGCCAAAUCCUUCGUCGCUUCUGCGAGACAGAAAAAUGCCGUCGAUGAGGUUUUGAAGAACGUGGAGUGGCCAGAGCAAUUUCCCUUCAGGGAGGAGGAUUUUCAGCGCUUUGACGAGACACCAGAUUCGUAUUUCUAUGAAUCCCCACGCUUUGUCACGCACAUUGAUGAUCCAGCCAUUGCUGCACUCACCAAAUUCUACUCCGAGGUUUUUCCCCCAAGCAAUACACCUGGUGUUAGCAUGUUGGAUAUGUGUAGCAGUUGGGUCAGUCAUUUUCCAGCAGGAUACAAGCAAGAAAGAGUGGUUGGGAUGGGAAUGAAUGAAGAAGAGCUCAAACGAAACCCGGUUUUGACAGAUUACAUUGUUCAAGACUUGAAUGUGAAUCCUAAACUCCCAUUUGAAGAUAAUUCUUUUGAUGUGAUCACUAACGUGGUCAGUGUCGAUUACUUAACGAAGCCUCUUAGCGUUUUCAAGGAAAUGAGUCGAGUUCUUAAACCUGGUGGCAUUGCCAUUAUGAGCUUUUCGAAUCGCUGUUUUUUCACGAAAGCGAUCUCUAUAUGGACAUCAACUGGAGAUGCAGAUCAUAUUAUGAUUGUCGGGUCGUAUUUCCAUUAUGCCGGUGGAUUCGAACCUCCUCAGGCUGUGGAUAUAUCACCUAACCCCGGACGGUCAGAUCCCAUGUACGUCGUGUACUCGAGAAAGUUACCGACAGCUUGACAGUACACGGGAAGAUGAGCCAGCUGAACUGAAUCAGUUUGACCUGCAUAUUAGUACAUGUAAACUAAGCUUCAAACAAGAAUCACUGAAAUUGUAUUCUUAUCUGAGACAAAGGCUAUAAAUAACCAUUUAGGUUCCAAAA